AGGGGGGGAUGCUGCUUUUCUCGCAGGAGACCCACUAGCAGCAGCGAUCUCAGAUACUGUUGGCUGACUGAGCUGGAGCUCCCUGCUGCAAGGGGCGAUGAAAAAAGGCCAGUCUGCGCAAGCAGAAUCAAAAGCACUGAGCAGGACUCUACCCAUAAGGUUCCCUGUAGGCAUGUGUUUUUGUGGCCGCUGUUGCUUUAUGAACUCUUACUGUCACUUGUUUCUCACAGCAGCACGCCUCUUCCUGUGUUGCCUGACAACCACUCACUGCCCCUGAGAAGGAGGGGAGCCGGCUUGCUCACGCAGCACGCACAGCCGGGGGGGUGAGAGGGGUGAAACUCUGCCACUGAGAUUGGCCUCUAACGUGCCCAUCUAUGAAAAUGAUCAAGAAAUUUGACAAGAAGGACGAGGAAUCCGCAGCACGCCUCUUCCUGUGUUGCCUGACAACCACUCACUGCCCCUGAGAAGGAGGGGAGCCGGCUUGCUCACGCAGCACGCACAGCCGGGGGGGGUGAGAGGGGUGAAACUCUGCCACUGAGAUUGGCCUCUAACGUGCCCAUCUAUGAAAAUGAUCAAGAAAUUUGACAAGAAGGACGAGGAAUCCGGAAUUGGGUCCAAUCCUUUCCAGCAUUUGGAAAAGAGUGCGGUUCUACAGGAGGCUCGGUUAUUCAAUGAGACGCCCAUCAAUCCUAGAAGAUGUCUUCAUAUUUUAACCAAGAUUUUGUACUUGCUGAACCAGGGUGAACACUUCGGUACAAUGGAAGCCACUGAAGCAUUUUUUGCCAUGACCCGUUUAUUUCAGUCCAACGAUCAAACUCUACGGAGGAUGUGCUACCUUACUAUCAAGGAAAUGGCCAAUAUCUCUGAAGAUGUUAUUAUAGUCACUAGCAGUCUGACUAAGGACAUGACUGGCAAAGAAGAUGUGUAUCGCGGGCCUGCCAUCCGAGCACUGUGCAGGAUAACUGACGCCACGAUGCUUCAAGGGAUAGAGCGAUAUAUGAAACAAGCCAUCGUAGAUAAAGUUUCCAGUGUUUCCAGCUCAGCACUGGUAUCUUCCUUGCAUAUGACAAAAAUUAGCUAUGACGUAGUAAAACGCUGGAUUAAUGAGGCUCAAGAAGCAGCAUCUAGUGACAACAUUAUGGUACAGUAUCAUGCCCUGGGACUCCUCUACAACCUAAGGAAGAAUGAUCGUCUUGCAGUUUCCAAAAUGCUAAACAAAUUUACCAAAUCUGGUUUGAAAUCUCCAUUUGCUUACUGCAUGCUAAUCCGAAUAGCUAGCCGACUGCUGGAAGAGUCUGAAGAAGGGCACAACAGCCCUCUGUUCGAUUUUAUUGAGAGCUGUCUUCGAAACAAACAUGAAAUGGUAAUUUAUGAAGCUGCCUCUGCCAUUAUCCACCUACCUAACUGCACAGCAAGAGAGCUGGCCCCUGCUGUAUCAGUCCUGCAGCUUUUCUGUAGUUCUCCCAAACCUGCCCUGAGGUAUGCUGCAGUAAGGACACUUAACAAGGUUGCAAUGAAACAUCCAUCUGCAGUUACUGCAUGUAACCUAGACCUUGAAAAUUUGAUCACAGAUUCCAACCGCAGUAUUGCCACGCUGGCCAUCACAACACUGCUGAAAACCGGCAGCGAAAGCAGUGUUGAUCGACUAAUGAAACAAAUCUCCACCUUUGUCUCUGAGAUCUCAGAUGAGUUUAAAGUGGUAGUUGUACAAGCAAUCAGUGCCUUAUGUCAGAAGUACCCACGCAAGCACAGCGUAAUGAUGACGUUCCUUUCCAACAUGCUCAGGGAUGACGGAGGUUUUGAAUACAAGCGUGCCAUUGUGGACUGCAUUAUUAGCAUCAUAGAAGAGAACCCAGACAGCAAAGAAUCUGGCCUUGCUCACCUGUGUGAAUUUAUUGAGGACUGUGAGCACACAGUUCUGGCUACCAAGAUUCUGCAUCUUUUGGGAAGAGAAGGGCCAAAAACACCCACACCCUCCAAGUACAUUCGUUUCAUCUUUAACAGGGUGGUAUUAGAGAAUGAAGCCGUCAGAGCAGCGGCGGUCAGUGCUUUGGCUAAAUUUGGUGCCCAAAACGAACCUCUUCUACCAAGUGUUUUGGUACUUCUUCAAAGGUGCAUGAUGGACAGUGAUGAUGAGGUGCGAGACAGAGCAACAUUUUACUUCAAUGUAUUAAACCAAAACCAACUAGCACUUAAUACUGCCUACAUUUUCAAUGGUCUUACAGUUUCUGUUUUUGGAAUGGAGAAAGCCCUACACCAAUAUACACUGGAACCUUCAGAGAAACCCUUUGAUAUGAAGACUGUUCCUCUUGCCACUGUGCCCUUUUUGGAACAGAAGACUGAUCUUGCACCUAUUGCUACCAAACAGCCUGAGAAAAUGGUACCUGUCAGACAAGACAUCUUCCAAGACCAAUUAGCUGCCAUUCCGGAAUUUAAGAACCUGGGGCCCUUGUUUAAGUCUUCCGAGCCCGUGCAGCUUACUGAAGCGGAGACUGAAUAUUUUGUAAGAUGCAUCAAGCAUGUAUUUCCAAAUCAUAUUGUGUUCCAGUUUGAUUGCACAAAUACACUAAAUGAUCAGCUCUUAGAGAAGGUGACAGUGCAGAUGGAGCCAUCAGAAGCUUAUGAAGUGGUACAUUAUGUCCCAGCUCCAAGCCUUCCAUAUAACCAACCUGGCAUUAGUUAUACACUUGUCAGGCUUCCCGAUGAUGAUCCUACUGCAGUGUCCUGUACAUUCAGUUGCACAAUGAAGUUUGUGGUCAGAGAUUGUGACCCCCAGACUGGUGUUCCUGAUGAUGAAGGUUACAGUGAUGAAUAUGUGCUUGAAGACCUAGAGGUGACUCUGUCAGACCAUAUUCAGAAAAUACUGAAGCCAAAUUUUGGAGCAGCAUGGGAAGAAAUUGGUGAUACAUAUGAGAAAGAAGAAACAUUUGCCCUUACUACAACAAAGAGCCUAGAAGAGGCUGUUAACAACAUAAUUAAAUUCCUGGGGAUGCAGCCAUGUGAGAGGUCUGACAAGGUGCCAGAAAACAAGAACUCACACGUGCUAUACUUGUCAGGGGUUUACAGAGGAGGUCAUGAUGUGCUUGUGAGAUCCAGACUCGCCCUAGCUGAUGGGGUUACCAUGCAAGUUACUGUCAGGAGCCAAGAUGAAACUCCAGCAAAUGUCAUUCUGGUCUCAGUGGGCUAAGUCAUUCCUUUGUCAAAGCAGAACUUUCUCCUGCCCACUGUACAAACAAACAUUUCUUCUACAAACACAUUUCUUCUUUCUGCCAUCUGAAGUGUCAGAAAAUGUCCCGAACCUUUCUCUUCUAUGAAAAGAACUUUUGAUUGGGCAGCCUGCAGUAGAAAUACAUAGAGGGCUUUCUUGCAGACUACGGGUUGAAGUUGUUGAAAGUAGAAUGUAGUCCAUUCCAAUGUGUUGUGUUAUGUUAAGCAUAGAAAUACAUGUUUGCACUCUGACAUUCAUAACAAUGGUCAUAUAUUCAUAAUAAUGGAUAUAAGUAGAGAAUAAUCACAUUCAUUUAAAUUAUACUACUGACCUUGCUGCAUUCAUUUCACACCAGACUCCUGUUUAUGGUUCUUUGCAUUCGCUAAAAGUGAAGGUCAAUAAGCUUUAACAUUAAGAGUGCAAAACCAUGCUUUCCCCAGUGCAUUAGUUACUGUAUUUUAGACCAAAAUAAAAUAUGUGACCCUGAAUAUUUGCAACCACAGAAUAUCAUUCUUGUAGCGAUGUUUGUAAUUUAAACAAAUCUUUGCAGUCUCAGUUGCUCUAGACUUGUUUUGACAAUAAAACUGAAAACAUUUUGGGUCCAAA
Xenopus tropicalis (tropical clawed frog) is the source of this 3814-nucleotide messenger RNA. RefSeq names its product COPI coat complex subunit gamma 2 (gene copg2). The transcript is spliced from 25 exons. Lineage: Eukaryota; Metazoa; Chordata; Amphibia; Anura; Pipidae. The record is from RefSeq and is a predicted model, not a curated record. Bases 563 to 3187 code for a protein of 874 amino acids. Gene Ontology annotation, biological process: intracellular protein transport; vesicle-mediated transport. Gene Ontology annotation, molecular function: structural molecule activity. Gene Ontology annotation, cellular component: cytoplasm; COPI vesicle coat; membrane coat.